Messenger RNA from Cyprinus carpio (common carp), 1080 nucleotides. RefSeq names its product translocator protein-like. Gene Ontology annotation, cellular component: mitochondrial outer membrane. NCBI's taxonomy places the organism in Eukaryota, Metazoa, Chordata, Actinopteri, Cypriniformes, Cyprinidae. The record is from RefSeq and is a predicted model, not a curated record.
GAUCUGCUUGAACACACCGAGUGCUCGUUUCACAACACUUUUCAGAUGUUUACAUGCCUUUCUCUAGUGGCCAGCGUUUCAGUAGUAUUGUAUUCUUGCACGCCCACUGUCUGUUACACAAACUUGUAUCAUGAUUUCAAGAUCACUCCGGUCAUAGAAGGCCAUCGAGGCGUCUCUCUUCUUCAAACAGCCUCGAACAGCGCUUCGACCUGUCGAUUCAGGAUGUGGAUUCCUAUGCUGAGUUUGACUGCUCUGCCACACGUUGGUGGAAUAUUUGGAGGUUUAAUUACACGGAGGGAGGUGAAGACCUGGUACACCACGCUCAAUAAACCCUCGUGGAGGCCACCUAAUGCUGCCUUUCCAGUGGUGUGGACCACUCUCUAUACUGGCAUGGGCUACGGUUCAUACCUUGUGUGGAAAGAGCUUGGAGGAUUCACCCAGGAUGCAUUGGUACCACUGGGGCUCUAUGGGAUGCAGUUGGCGCUUAAUUGGGCCUGGACCCCCAUCUUCUUUGGCGCUCACAACAUUAAAUUGGCAAUGAUAGAGUUAGUGAUGCUGACCGGCACAGUGGCAGCCACAAUGGUGUCUUGGUAUCCCAUCAGCCGCACUGCAACACUUCUCAUGGUACCAUACUUGGCCUGGCUCUGCCUCGCUAACAGCCUCAACUACUGCAUUUGGAGGGACAAUCCAGACCCCAAAAAAGAUGACUAAAGAAGCCAAUAAAAAGAAACACUAUUAUAACUAACACUGACUAGAACAAAAAUGCAACCUUUUUUAUUUUGCUUGUUGGCCAUUUUGAAAUUUUAUUUUUUUAAUCUUCACUUAAAAUUUUGUAAUAUCAGAAAAUUCACAAUGUAUCUUAAUCAUAAGAGAAGGAAAGGCAGUAAAAUGAGAAUGUUCUAAUGCUUCCAUUAAUUAUAUAAACUCAUUCCAUCAAUUCACUUGAGUUCAGCAUUUUACACAAAUCACUUUAUAGGCUCGUCAAACUCAAAAUAUCUCUGAUUGACAACAGAAAAAUGUUUUGCUUGUUUCUUGCCAAAUUUUUUAUGAAUAAAAAUGUUUAUGUUUCUUUGAAGGAAA